GUUGCUAAUUCUUUUAUGUCAUAGGAUGGCUGCUUUUAGGGACAAAUCGAUAGACAAAUGGCAGAGAAAAACCCAGGUGACCUCUGGUGCUGCCGCAAUCAAAGGGAAAUUGCAAGCAUUUAAUCAGGACAUUAGUCAACAAGUGGCCGGUUAUAUGAGGGAUCCUAGCAAAAUGAUAAAAGGAAUGCAGCAGAGCAGAUCGGCAGUUGCACUAUUUGGAACUGUUUCAGAUGCUUCUGGAAAUGGAGAGGGAAUAAACAUGGAUGGUGAUCCAGAGCUUUUGGAUGACUCUGAAUUCUAUCAGCAAUUGCUGAAGGAGUUUUUUGAGGCAGUCGAUCCCGCAUCAUCUGAGACAGCAUUCUAUGCACUGAAGAGAUUGCAGACGAAGAAACGAAAAAUUGUUGAUCGCCGUGCAUCAAAGAGUCGUAAAAUACGGUACAAUAUUCAUGAAAAGAUUGUCAAUUUCAUGGCUCCUCAGCCUGUAAAUCUUCCACCAAUGGCCCCCAAAUUGUUUGAGAAUUUGUUCACGGGCGGCUCUACCCAUAGGCCAAUAAAUAUCUUGCAUUAGGCCCCAAAAUUGAAGGCUCCUAAAAUUAUUCCAUUUGAUAUAAAAUAUGUAAUUCAAAUGAUUAUUACUCUGUACUUAGUAAAUCGUUUUAACCAGUUGUCAGUUCGUAAUCAAUCAUUAAUCACAUAGUUCUUACUUUAUUCUGUUUUUAGUUAUUUGAUUGAGGUAAUUAUAGAUGAGAGGUGGGUAAUGAAUACUGCGGUCAUUUCUUGCU
This is a messenger RNA of Nicotiana tabacum (common tobacco), 782 nucleotides long. Lineage: Eukaryota; Viridiplantae; Streptophyta; Magnoliopsida; Solanales; Solanaceae. The record is from RefSeq and is a predicted model, not a curated record.